AUGACACAUUUAGGAGGUGCUAGUUCAAGCGCGACAGAGGGUCCAAACAUCCCACCACUCAACCCAGAAGGUGAGAGAGUAGGGAUAGUAUCAGAUCCGAUCACACAGGCGAGAAGAUCAGACGCUGCGCGCAAAAAGGAUAAACAACAAGAAGUCGAGGAAGCGCCACUCAUCCAGCCUUCUCUCAAAGAGAUGCAAAAGUAUUUAGAAGACCACGUACGCAUAGAACAAGAGUUAAGAAAGCUCAUGAAAGUGGCCAGCGCCGAGAAGAAUGCUAAAGAAGUAACGGAGAGUGCAGAGGAAAAGGAAGAAGAACCUGUAUCCAUGAUGCAAGAGGUGAUGGCCAAGUACCUAGAAAUUAACUACAGGGUCAUAAAGCAAGAUAACUACGAUUUCAUGGCUAGACCUUCCUCUUCCGAAAUCACAGAAUAUCAAUACCUAGAAGACUACACUUCGCCGAAAUUCAAGGUCUACAAUGGCCAAGGAAAUGCGAGGGAGCACCUUAUUCGAUUCCUUUCCACUAUGAAUAAUCAUGCAACUAAUGGGAAACUAUGUAUGAGGGAGUACCCAAAGUCCCUAACUGAUACAACAUUUACUUGGUACGACAACCUAAAGUCAGGAAGCAUUAACUUAUGGUCGACCAUGUCCACGCUCUUCCUCAGAAAAUUUUAUUCAGCAAAAAGGAAACUCACAACUAUAGACCUGAGCAAGUGUAACCAAUACCCAGGUGAAGACAUAGGAAAAUACAUCGUCAGGUUUCGUCUCUCACUCUGGAUUGCCAUGAGGAUGUCAAGGAGGAAACACUAA
Messenger RNA from Papaver somniferum (opium poppy), 807 nucleotides. RefSeq lists its product as uncharacterized. Bases 1 to 807 code for a protein of 268 amino acids. Lineage: Eukaryota; Viridiplantae; Streptophyta; Magnoliopsida; Ranunculales; Papaveraceae. The record is from RefSeq and is a predicted model, not a curated record. The transcript has a single exon.